Exophiala oligosperma is the source of this 1915-nucleotide messenger RNA. RefSeq lists its product as uncharacterized. The record is from RefSeq and is a predicted model, not a curated record. The transcript is spliced from 5 exons. Gene Ontology annotation, molecular function: protein binding. Lineage: Eukaryota; Fungi; Ascomycota; Eurotiomycetes; Chaetothyriales; Herpotrichiellaceae. Bases 85 to 1689 code for a protein of 534 amino acids.
GCCCUCCACCUGCUGCCAUUGUACGAGGUUCACGCGACACCACCGUUCAUAAGACUGCAUUCAGCCAGCACACGUUCGACCGAGAUGUUUCACGAGGGCGACCUACAGAGCGGCAUUGGUCUGGCACUUCAACAGUCAAAAGCAGUCCUAUGCUUCGUCCAAGAUCAGUCCGAGGCGAGUCGGCGAUGGGAGUCUAUCCUGAACGGGGAAUCAAUUAAGACCGCAAUAACCUCACAAGCUGUUGCUCUGCGCAUCGAGGCAGGCUCACAGGAAGCUGGCUUUCUCUCGCCGAUAUGUUCAAUCGACAGUAUCCCCGCGAUUAUUGUCAUCAAGAAUGCCCAACUACAAGAGAACAUUCAGUCUGGUCAGAUUUCGACCGAUGACCUUCCAACCCGUCUAAGGAAGGCGUUUGGUGUUGAAGAAACUGAGCAGGAGUUGGCCUUGGCCGAGGACACUUCACAACCAGAUCAAGCAUCUUCAGGAGAAGAAACAGGAUAUCUCGAUCUCCAACCUGUCACGGAGGGUACACGUAUAUCGAACAACGCCUACGAUGCUCUACGGAAUCAUACUCAGAAACUGCUCGACGAUGGCAAGUCUCCUUCCGAAAUCUUCGAGACUCAGUUACACUUGAUAAACAACAUACCAAUAUUUCGAGACGAGGUGAAACGAUUACGCGGAGGAGGACGACGGGCACUGUCCGAACAUGUACGAUCUAGAUUGUUACGUUUUCCAGCAGUUGGACUUCGAAUACCUGGCCAGACACGAUCCUCGGCAACUGCGACACCAUCGCAACCCCAAGAAUCCACCCAGAAUAACACGUCGCCUCAGACAUCGACCGGAGCAAGCAAUAGAUCGCCUCCCGUACAAGGGAUCGACGCCGCGACGCCUUCCAAUGAUCAACCUUCCAGUGAACGACAACGAGCACAGCGAUCAGAAUACAUCAAGAUGCAGCGCGAGCGAGAACAACACCAACGAGACGAGCGCGACCGCAUCAAGGCUCAAAUUAAAGCGGACCGCGAAGAACGCCGACGACUCGACGAACUGCGCAAACAAGGCGACAUUGCCAGCUCGGCAUCCGAAUCCUCGUCCGGAUCAAAACAAAGAUCUACACAGGUCAGGGUUCAAGUGCGCACAUUCGACGGCAGCACACUCCGCUCGACGUUCCAACCGACUUCCACCUUAUCCAACGACGUCCGGCCAUGGAUCGACACGGAAACAAACAUCUCUGCCCCGUACAAUCUCAAACUCAUCCUGACCCCUCUACCAAACCGAAACAUCGAGGCCGCCGAGGAGGAACAAGAGCUCCGCAAUCUUGGGAUCGUAGGAAGCUGCACGCUCGUCAUGGUCCCCGUCAAGGGCUACGUCGAGUCGUACACCGGUUCUUCCACGGGUGGAUUGCUCAGCACCGCCGUGAGCGGAGGCUACAAUCUCGUCAGCGGCACGGCCGGUGCGGUUUUUGGCGGUGUCAAGAGCCUCCUGGGUUACAACACCACCCAGCAGGGAUCUGCCGAGGCCAAUGCCACUGGUGGAGGACAAGCGUCGACGUCGACACCACAGAAUGCCGUGAGGAAUGUUCGUGUGCGAACGCUGGCCGAUCAGCGUGCGGAAAGUGCGAGGCGCGAUCAACAGUUUUACAAUGGAAACCAGUUGAACUUUGAGCCCAAAAAGGACGAUGACAAGAAAGAUUAGUGAGCUGCGUGCUUUCAACAUAGAGAGGACUGCGCCCCGGCUCAUAGAGCGAAUGCGUACGGCGAUCGUUCACCGAAUGCUCACAGUGCAACAACAUUUCAUGAUUAGAAAAAAUUGCGCGUUUCAAAACGCUCAAGACCUGUGCAUUCUAGACAUGCUCUGUCUCUGUCUGCUGAAAUUUCAUUACGGACACAAGCACACAACCAUUUCUCAGCUUUCCCCCAAG